CGUCUUCCCCACCACCGUCUCUCUGUGUGCCAGCCAGCACCUUCCGCUCUUUGCGACCACAUUCGUUUUCCAGCUCACUCGCUCUCUUUGAAUCAUCAUGCGUCUCUCGCUGGCCACUAUCGCUGCUAUCCUUCCCUUCUUUGUCGCCGCUGCGCCGACGCCCAGGUCCGCUGCGGGCGUGAAGCUCCCGCUUAAGAAGUCCGUCGUGUCUAUGAGCCUUGACACGCUCAAAGACGAGAUCACGUUUGUCAUGAACAAAAACGCCCUCGGGUUCACCAACUUUGCCGCCAACACUGGCUCUGUCCACGCGCUCGCCGCGAAGGACCCCUCGCACACCCUCGCUACCGCCCCGGCCCCGACCAUGGCCACCGGUGCCCUGCAGAGUGUGCACAACUCGAUCUGGUACGCCACCGUCGCCGUCGGCACACCCGCGCAGUACUACGCCGUCUCUGUCGACACCGCGAGCGCCGACCUCGUCCUUCCCGGCUCCGAGUGCACGACUUGCGACGGCCACGUCACAUACGACCCUACGUACAGCUCCACGUCGAAGAGCAAGGACCACGGGUUCAGCAUUCCCGACGUUGCAGCGGGGUCUUUGUACACGGAUGAUUUGUCAAUUCUCGGGUUAAAGGCAAACGGUCAGACCAUCGGCGUCGCCGAGGCGUACCACACCCCUUACCACGUCGACAAUUUCCCCGCGGACGGUAUCUUGGGCCUCGCGUUCGGCUCCAUCUCGUCGUUCAACUCGUCCUCGCCCUUCCAAACGCUCGUCACGGAGGGCCAGAUCGCGUCGAAGCAAUUUGGUCUCCGUCUCUCGGACCCAGCCGAGCUCACCGUCGGUGGAAUUGAUGCCACCGCGUAUACGGGCGAGGUGACUUACGUCCCCGUGAUGAAGCAGGGCUUCUGGCAAAUAUCCGUCGAUUCCCUCACUUCCUCCUCGUCCUCGAAGCCCGUGGCCUCGUCCUUCGACGCCAUUGUCGAUUCGAGCGCCUCCUUCAUCCUCGGCCCCGCCGACGCCGUCUCCGCGUUCUACUCUGGCGUGAGCGGCGCGACCGACAACGGCGACGGCACAUAUACUGUCGCGUGCGACGCGGCCCUCAGCGGCAGCAUCACGCUCGGCGGCACCAGCUUCGCGCUCGCGGCGGACACGCUCGUCCUCGAGAGCGACGAGAGCGGCACGUGCGUCGGUGCGGUGGCUGCGAACCAGAAUGCUGCGCACGACUACUGGGUCCUCGGCGACGCGUUUUUGCGCAACGUCUACUCUGUGUUCGACUUUGAAAAGCCGCAGGUUGGCUUCGCCACGCUGGCUUAAUCAGCGUCAUCUCCUUCGCUCUCGCUCACUGCCACGGUUCCGCUGUUCCGUCUCGUUGUGGCGACAGUGUGAACCCGCCGCCCCAUUUACUUGCUAUCCUCUCUGCGUACACUCGUUGCUUUCUCAUGUUUUCGUUGGGUAUUUAUUAGUGUCCGGACCAUGUCGGGUGUCCGAGGGUCAAGUUGGUCCGUUGUUCUUCUUCGUGUACAUUACCUCGUUGGGCUUUGGCAGUUUUUCUCUUCAGUUUUGGGGUUGUUCGUAGUCGAACAAAUGCGAAUGCUAAUCGAUGUUUUGGAUCUUA
Messenger RNA from Coniophora puteana RWD-64-598 SS2, 1613 nucleotides. Its product is annotated as acid protease. The record is from RefSeq and is a predicted model, not a curated record. The transcript has 5 exons. NCBI's taxonomy places the organism in Eukaryota, Fungi, Basidiomycota, Agaricomycetes, Boletales, Coniophoraceae. Gene Ontology annotation, biological process: proteolysis. Gene Ontology annotation, molecular function: aspartic-type endopeptidase activity. Bases 98 to 1312 code for a protein of 404 amino acids.